UCACGAUGGUCCUCCCGAGCAUUGUCCCGCGGUUGAAGCAAGUCGUCCUCGCGAAUGAUUUCGUGGCCAAGAACGCUACCUUGACGAACUUCCUGAACCACCCUGCAGGACCGUUUACAGUGCACUUCUGGGCGCCGGCAUUCAAAUGGGGAAUCACGAUUGCCAACAUUGCCGACAUGAACAAGAACCCCGACCUGCUGUCGAUGAACCAGCAGUACGCGGUGACGUUGACCGGGCUCAUCUGGUCUCGGUACAGUUUGGUCGUCACGCCCAAGAACUGGAACUUGUUCAGUGUCAACGUGUUCAUGGCUGGCACGGGGCUCACCCAGCUCUACCGCAAAUACUCGUGGGACCACGGUGGACGGGACGCCGCUGCUGCAGCUGCUGCGGCCCAGCCGGCGACUGCUUAAAAAGUCACCAAACACCGCUCCAUGACACGGUGCCACCACCAGUUCCAUGUAUUAAAGCCAUCUUUAAAACGAUCUUGCAUUCGGUGGCGGUUG
Messenger RNA from Aphanomyces astaci, 503 nucleotides. RefSeq lists its product as hypothetical. Gene Ontology annotation, cellular component: mitochondrial inner membrane. The transcript is spliced from 3 exons. Gene Ontology annotation, biological process: pyruvate import into mitochondria. Bases 6 to 410 code for a protein of 134 amino acids. NCBI's taxonomy places the organism in Eukaryota, Oomycota, Saprolegniomycetes, Saprolegniales, Verrucalvaceae. The record is from RefSeq and is a predicted model, not a curated record.